CUACAAGUACUCAGUCACAUUUUUAUUUGACCUUCAGUGGGAGGGUACAGAGCCGAAUCAAGCAUGGCAGCCGGAGUUUUUACCAAAGGUUUGUGCGGGCUCCACCACCCCUGGCUUGUUGCAGCCGGAUAUUCCUGUAGUGGACCGCUCUGUGCGACUGCUGCGGCCGUCAAAACACUCCCCUUGCAAACUGAAAGCACAGAUGUCACUGACAAGAUCCUGAACCUUCCCCUUGAAAUGCCAGAUUUCUUCCGCUUGUCAGAACUGUUCUCCUUGAAAGAUCUAUUCGAUGCCAGAGUUCACCUCGGCCACAAGAAAGGCUGCAGACACAGGCUGAUGGAGCCCUACCUGUUCGGCAGUCGUCUGGACCAAGACAUCAUCGACCUAGACCAGACAGUGGAGCACCUCCAGAGCGCCCUAAACUUUACUGCCCACAUCGCCUACCGUGGCGGCGUCAUCCUCUUCAUCUCACGCCGCCGCCAGUUUGGUCACCUGGUGGAGAGCACGGCGCAAGACUGCGGAGAAUAUGCCCACACACGCUACUGGCAGGGCGGCCUGCUCACCAAUGCACCCAUCCAGUAUGGCCCGGGGGUUCGGCUGCCUGACCUCAUCGUCUUCUUCUCAACGCUCAACAACGUCUUCCAGCAGCACGUGGGGGUCCGCGAUGCGGCCAAGAUGAAUAUACCCACAGUGGGGCUGGUGGACUCUAACUGCAACCCCAGCCUGGUGACUUACCCGGUGCCUGGGAAUGACGACACACCAGCCGCUAUGGAGUUGUACUGCCGCCUGUUCAAGAUGACCAUCAACCGAGCCAAGGACAAGAGGAGACAGAUGGAGCUGCUGCAGGGUCAAUCAGCAGUGGGCCUCACACCAGGCUCCUUGUGAGUGGCAACAAGGGGGAAUGAAGGGCCCCUGUUUGAGUUAUUUGAAAAUGCAUUCUUCUUUACUCCCUUCCUUGAAGUAAUACCUGAUCUAAAGUAACAUGAUAGGUGAAAUCUUUAACUUUUGGCUAAGAGAGUAGUGAACAUGGACAAAGACAUUACUGCUAAAAUACUCUAUGAAGCAUCAUGUUUCAGCAACAGAUUUGGUGAAUUUGUACAGAAUUGUUGCUCUUUUUCUAGAUGUAUCUGGAGAAACUGGUGUACAAAAUGUGUAAUUCCAAUGUUUGUUCCAUCAUCAACUGAUCCGGGUUUGAUCAGCAUGUUUCUAUAUUAUUGCUAAAUCUCAGCUUGUUUUUCAUUGUCUGGUCAAAUUCAAUGAAAAAAUUGCAUUUCUGUAUCAAAUGACAUGAUUGCACUACACUCAUUCUAUUUAUCAAGUAAACUUUUUAUUUUCACUAAA
Messenger RNA from Oncorhynchus keta (chum salmon), 1341 nucleotides. RefSeq names its product 28S ribosomal protein S2, mitochondrial-like. Gene Ontology annotation, biological process: translation. The record is from RefSeq and is a predicted model, not a curated record. Gene Ontology annotation, molecular function: structural constituent of ribosome. NCBI's taxonomy places the organism in Eukaryota, Metazoa, Chordata, Actinopteri, Salmoniformes, Salmonidae. The transcript has 4 exons. Bases 64 to 885 code for a protein of 273 amino acids. Gene Ontology annotation, cellular component: ribosome; mitochondrial small ribosomal subunit.